Aspergillus tanneri is the source of this 5436-nucleotide messenger RNA. RefSeq names its product formin sepA. Gene Ontology annotation, cellular component: cell division site; mating projection tip. Lineage: Eukaryota; Fungi; Ascomycota; Eurotiomycetes; Eurotiales; Aspergillaceae. Bases 1 to 5436 code for a protein of 1811 amino acids. Gene Ontology annotation, molecular function: small GTPase binding; actin binding. The transcript is spliced from 2 exons. Gene Ontology annotation, biological process: barbed-end actin filament capping; actin filament bundle assembly; mitotic actomyosin contractile ring assembly. The record is from RefSeq and is a predicted model, not a curated record.
AUGCCAACCACCUCAUCCGCUCCUGACAAAUCGAGACAGACCUCGGCUGGCAAAUCGUUCUUCGGGAGGAAGCUACACAAGGAAAGACCGGCGGAGGAUCGAUAUGAAGGCAAUGGAGGGGUGGAGAAUCUCGCGCCUCCUGGGAGUGCGGCCGGGUCUCGCUCGUCCCGACAUUCGAAGCGGUCAUCCGUACAAUCAGUUGAUUAUUCCCAGGACAUUGACCCGGCCGGACUGUCAAUGACUGCGGGGGUUAUCACUUCUAUACCUUUCGAGAGCCUCCCUGCCGAUACUAAGUCGCCUAUUCCAGUCGACUACCUUUCCAAAGCCGAUACAUCUCCCCGGAAGGAGCCAUCGCCACACCAUCUCGCCAAAGGAGGGGGGGACUUCCACCAGUAUCCAGCAUGGAACCCGUCUGCCGUUCGAGAUACUAGUCACUACUCACAUCCAACUGGGCCUCGUCCGCCACCGCAUGCCUCCAAUAUCACGAUGUCCGGCAGCGCAACGGGGGAUAGAGGCACACGGUAUCAACAGUGGGGGAGACCGGGAAGCUCAGCGAACAACGCGGGAUUCAAUCAUAAUUCAUCGUCCACGGUUGACUCCUCGAAUUCGCGCAUAUCUUUCGACCAAGCUAGUAUCCAUUCUUCCCUCUCUUCGAACACAAGGGGAUCGAGCUAUUUCUCGUCAGAUGGAUCUUCGCGUACGCUCACAACUUCUCAUUCGGCUGACCGCAGCACGUACUUCCCCAAUGGGGGCUCCAAUCGACUGUCCACCGCACAAGCGGCCUGGCAGUCAUCUCAGCCGGCUGCCCAGCCAAGACCAUCCAACGUAGAGCAAUACCUGAGUCGACCGAGGGAUGAUCGUGUAGUGGACCAGCUGUUCCUGGAGUUGAUGCAGAAGCGUGGCUGGCAGAAUCUUCCAGAGCAAGCCAAGAGGCAAAUGCUCUCGUACCCGGCUUCUAAAAAAUGGACCCUGGUCCACCAAGACCGACUCACAGAGUUGCAAGGGGAACAAAAGCGACGGCAAAAUGCCCGCCAGACUCAUGGCCAUGACGGCCCAUCCGGGAUUUUGGAGCGAGCCGAUGAAGAGGGUAGCCCGGAGUGGUAUGUGAAGAAAGUCAUGGAUGACUCGAUUACCCCGAAACAGUUGGCCAGCUUGAGCGUCAGUCUCAGGACGCAGCCAAUCAGCUGGGUGAAGGCUUUUGUUGAAUCCCAGGGCCAGAUAGCAUUGACAAAUGUUCUUUCAAAAAUGAACCGGAGAAAGGCCUCGGGCCCGGUUCCUGCACCCCCAACAGGGGAUAAGGAUCUGGAUCGGGAAUACGAUAUCGUCAAGUGCCUGAAAGCCUUGAUGAACAACAAAUAUGGUGCGGAUGAUGCUUUAUCUCACCAACAGGUAAUCGUGGCUCUCGUGAGCUCGCUGUUAUCUCCUCGUUUGAAUACAAGGAAGCUGGUCAGCGAGGUAUUGACUUUCCUCUGUCACUGGUCCGAGGGGCAUGGCCAUCAGAAGGUCCUUCAGGCUAUGGAUCAUGUCAAAAACCACCACGGUGAGACUGGCCGUUUUGAUGCUUGGAUGCGGAUAGUUGAGGUCACGAUUGACGGCCGUGGUAAGAUGGGCAGCUUGGUCGGUGCCAGCGAGGAGUACCGUAGCGGUGGGAUUGGCAUGGAAAAUCUCCUCAUGGAAUAUGCUGUUUCUACGAUGCUCCUUAUCAAUAUGCUGGUGGAUGCCCCAGAGAAUGACUUACAGCUUCGAUGCCAUAUCCGGGCGCAAUUCAUUUCCUGCGGAAUUAAGCGCCUUUUGACCAAAAUGGAAGGCUUCCAAUACGAGGUUAUUGACAAGCAGAUUGAGCGUUUCCGCGAAAAUGAAGCGAUUGAUUAUGAGGAUCUUCUCCAGCGGGAGGGCAGCAGCAUGAAAGACAGCAUUGAAGGUGAGGUGAAGGACAUGAGUGAUCCGCUUCAAAUUACAGACGCUAUCGCCUCGAAAAUUAAUGGAACUCGGGCUCAUGACUAUUUCCUCUCCGCCAUGCAACACAUGCUCUUGAUCAGAGAGAAUUCCGGCGAAGAUGGCCUCCGCAUGUACCAACUGGUAGACGCCAUGCUCAGUUACGUCGCCAUGGAUCGGAGACUGCCCGACCUUGACCUCCGACAGGGACUGACAUUUACGGUACAAAGCCUUCUUGACCGACUUCAUACGGAUGCAGAAGCAAGGCAAGCGUAUGAUGAAUCCUUGGAAGCUCGUCAAAUCGCGGAGGCCGCUAUUGCUGAACGUGAUGAGAUGAAGGCACACAUUGAACUGGGCGCAGAUGGCUUGGUGAAAAAGCUGCAGAAGCGAAUCGACGAACAGACUGGCAUCAUUGAACUCCAAACGAGACAAAAUGAGACGAUUAAAGCGGAGCUUGCUGAUGUCCAGAGGCUACGCGCUCAGGAGCUGCAACGCAAUGAACUGGAAACUCGGGAGUUGUAUCUGAUGCUUCGGGAUGCCCAGGACAUCGCGGCGUCCAAUGCCAAGAAGAAUAAUUUAGCGGAAAGCGAUCCGUCUCAAAUGGCAGGAAUUCUGGAUCGCGAGAAGCUCUUAGGAAGGCUAGAAAUGCAGCUCGAGCGGACUAAGACCCAGUUCAAACUGGAAGGCAAGGUUUGGGGACAACAUGGUCCUUCGGAUCGACUUCGUGAGCUACGGGAGCAGAUGGAUGGGGACGCUGGACUGAACGAGGAAUUCGAGGAACACGCGCGUCAGACCCUUGACAGCAACGCCUUGGGAUCGGUCCUUCGGAAGAGAAGCCAGGUUCCGGGAACAGAGCAUGAUGCCGCCGGCGAUGGCCAAGAUGAGCUGGCCCAAGUUGAUGGACGUGGGGAAGUGGUAUAUGAGAAGGCACGUCUCGUGGACCUUCAACGGCCUCGAAUGAACCCGGCCCAGGCGACUGGUCUCCUGGGGGAGAUUGCUUCCAAAGUUCCUAAGUUUGACGCUGACGAGCUGGUCGACGCUGUUCCACAGCCGGCUGAGAGCGUCGAGGCCCUUACUCCCCAAGCGGACGAAUCUGGCGUUGUAAACAAAGAUGAACACGUUGAUAAUGACGAAUCUACUCUUGCUCCUCCACCACCGCCUCCUCCUCCACCGCCGCCGCCUCCUCCCCCGCCAGGCUCUGAGACAGCUUUUCCUCCACCGCCGCCUCCGCCUCCACCUCCACCCCCUCCGCCCCCUGGAGCGGGAGUCAGCUUUCCUCCGCCUCCGCCUCCGCCUCCGCCUGGAGCUCCCGGCGCCAUGCCACCGCCGCCGCCACCCCCUCCGCCGGGAGGGUUGUUUGGUGCUCCCCCGCCUCCGCCUCCGCCCGGUGCCUCGUUUGGUGGCUGGAGAGCCAAUUACAUGGCUUCACAAACUCUCCCAUCUAAACCAUCGACAUUUAUGCCAUCAAUUCGACCCAAGAAGAAGCUCAAAGCAGUCCAUUGGGACAAGGUUGAUACUCCACAGGUAACAGUCUGGGCCUCUCAUGCCGUGACUCCUGAGGCCAAGGAGGAGAAAUACACCGAACUGGCCAAGAAGGGUGUGCUGGAUGAAGUUGAGCGGCUGUUCAUGGCCAAGGAGACCAAGAUCUUUGGGGGUGGCACGGCAGCCAAGCAACGCAAAGACAAGAAGCAAAUCAUCUCGAACGAGCUUUCCAAGAAUUUCCAGAUUGCCUUGGCGAAGUUUUCACAGUACCCGGCUGACGACGUCGUGCGAAUGGUCAUCCACUGCGACGCGGACAUCCUUGACAACAUGGUGGUCAUGGACUUCUUACAACGGGACGAAAUGUGCACGAUUCCGGAGAAUAUAUCCAAACUCAUGGCGCCGUAUAGCAGGGAUUGGACCGGCCCCGCUGCUACCAGUUCCGAGCGAGAACAAGACCCCAGCGAACUUACCCGUGAGGAUCAAAUUUAUCUGUACACUACCUUCGAACUGAAUCACUAUUGGAAGGCGAGAAUGCGUGCCUUGGCAUUGACACGCUCCUAUGAGCCAGAUUAUGAGCACAUCUCGGCGAAACUCCGGCAGGUCGUGGAAGUCAGCGAGUCGUUGAGGGAUUCGGUUUCCCUCAUGAACGUGUUGGGUCUGAUCCUGGACAUUGGCAACUUCAUGAACGACGCCAACAAACAAGCCCAAGGAUUCAAGCUGAGCUCUCUGGCUCGUCUCGGUAUGGUCAAGGAUGACAAGAAUGAAACCACGUUUGCGGAUCUCGUCGAGAGAAUUGUUCGCAACCAAUAUCCAGAAUGGGAGGGCUUUGUCGAUGAGAUCAACGGGGUCGUCGGUCUGCAGAAACUCAACGUUGACCAGCUGCACACGGAUGCCAAGAAAUACAUCGAUAAUAUCAAGAACGUACAGGCAAGCUUGGACGCUGGCAAUCUCAGUGACCCUAAGAAGUUCCAUCCACAGGAUCGCGUCAGCCAAAUCGUCCAGCGUAGCAUGAAAGAUGCGAGACGAAAGGCCGAGCAGAUGCAGCUCUACCUGGAUGAGAUGGUCAAGACGUAUGAUGAUAUUAUGGUCUUCUAUGGCGAAGAUAAUGUGGACGAGGGCGCCCGACGGGACUUCUUCGCGAAGUUGGCGGCGUUCUUGUUGGAGUGGAAGAAAUCCAAAGAUAAGAACAUGUCUUUGGAGGAGUCUAGGAAGCGUACCGAAGCUUCACUAGCUCGCAAACGCAUCAAUGCCGGUCUAGCAAACAAUGUUAGCUCGGGUAGUGAGGCGCCACAGUCCCCAGUCACAAGCGGCGCCAUGGACUCGCUUUUGGAAAAGCUGCGCGCUGCAGCUCCCCAGGCCAGGGAUCAACGUGAUCGCCGUCGACGUGCACGAUUGAAGGAGCGGCACCAGGUCCGGGUCGCUUCGGGACAAAAGAUACCCGAAAUUUCUGGGUCUGACGGCGUGGACACCGAGAACAAUAAUGGAAGUGAAAGCCAUGGAAACCUUGCUAGCAAUAGCAACGACACUGAUUCCACAGAGACUGGACUUCUCAGCCCCCCUAUUCAGGAGUCCGAUUCAGGUUCCGUGAAAGACUCAUCCCAGGUGUCCGAGAGUGAAGACGUCGCAGACCGCGCUGCUAGCAUGUUGCAGGGCCUGAGAGAUAACGCCGAUGGAGAGCGCACGAGACAAAGGCGCGAAACCGCGGAAGAAGAGCGGCGCAAACGCCGAUUGCGGCGGCGAAAUGGAGCCACCAAUGGAAGUAAAGAUAGCACUGAUGGCUCUGCUCUGUCUUCCGUGCCCGAAUCAGCUUCACCUCCCCAGACUGAUUCGAUGGAAACAGGCGAAUCGGCUGCAUCCUGUUCACCUCCAGCUGAGGAAGAUGCCACUCCCAAACCACCUCUUACCCCCUCUAUUGUCGUCUCUCCGACGGUAGACCAGCAUCCUGGCUCGCCUGGCGACGAUGCUGAGGACGACUCAUUCAAUAGAGCACUGCGCAAGCCUAUCGAGCAGUCUGACUGA